Molecule: messenger RNA, 1960 nt
Organism: Impatiens glandulifera
Lineage: Eukaryota; Viridiplantae; Streptophyta; Magnoliopsida; Ericales; Balsaminaceae
Exons: 2
Coding region: 14-1960 (648 amino acids)
Source: RefSeq, a predicted model, not a curated record
AUAAUCAAAUCUGAUGUUGAAUGAUGGAGACGAAGUUUAUCAUCCUCCAAGUUCAGGAUCUUUUCUUGUGCCUCAUUUACCACUAAUAGAAGAAGCAAGAAAGAAAGGUAUUAAGCAUUUUGGACAUGAACAUCCCUUGACGUGGUUCAUGGAAGAUGUUAGAAAUGGAUUUGAAGAUGAAGAUGUAAUGUGUUGCAAUGGUUGUGCCAUUGAAAUUGGAAGAAGUGGGUUCAUAUGUUGUAUAGAAACAUGCAUUGGUUAUAAUCUUCACGAACUUUGUGCAUCUUUACCCAAAGAGAUGAAGGACCAUCCACAACACCCACAACAUCCUUUGAUCCUCUGCACAAACUCACCUUAUCCCAGCUCUAGUUUCCGAUGUGGUGUUUGCAAAAAUGGCUCCUGGUUAGUGGAGCCAUUUUGUUAUCACUGUGAGGUUUGCAAUUUUGAUGUGGAUCUAAGAUGCGCAUCCAUGUCCUUUCUUGUUUGUCCUCGCACUCUGCACCACCACGAAUUGACCGCUCACCUACACCCCGCAUCAUUUUUAUGUAGUUUUUGUGGUGAGAAACAUGAAGAAUUAGGUAUGUCCUAUCACUGCAAAAUUUGUUGGUUCUGGAUCAACGACCAAUGCUAUUCACUGUCUCAAAGUAUUGAACAUGACAGUCAUGUGCAUCCGCUUAAGUUAUGUCAUCUACAGGGAGAAGAUUUACCCAAGUGUCUAUGCGGAGUUUGUGAGGAAAAUAUAAGCAACCAAUUGGGUUUCUAUGUUUGUAAGAGUUGUAAAUACUAUCUUCACAUCAAUUGCUCAACUAAGAAAUGGGAUCCUCCAAUAAUUGAGACAUUCGAAGAAGAUCAAAUAAAUGACAAAUUGAUUCAAUUUCCGUUGCCAUCGAUUGAGGUAGUACAUAACACACUAGCCCAAUUUAUUAAAAAUAUAUGUCAAUGGAAGGAAGAGGAAGAGGAAGAGGAAGAGGAAGAUAAUAUCCUAAAUCACCCCAGCCAUGAUCAUCCACUUACCCUUGAGUUUGAUUUAAGCAAGAUUACAAACUUUAGUACAAUUAGUAGAUAUGACUAUGAAGUCUGCAAUGGAUGCAUGCUUCCUCUAUUGAAUGAUGCACCAUAUUAUAGCUGCAACCUGUCGACAUGCAAUUUCGUUUUACACAAAUGGUGUGCUAAAUUGCCGCGUGAGUUAAAGCACCCGGCUCACUCAGACACGGGACACACACUAAUACUGGAUGAAUGCAUUGGCUUCUUUUGCUGCAAAGGUUGUCAGAUUAUAGGGAAAGGGUUUGCCUACAAAUGCAAUGAAUGUGAAAGCUACUACUUGGACGUUAGAUGCGCUGCACUUCCCAGACUAGUCAAUCACGAGACUCACGAACACACUCUCCUUCUUAGGUAUGGGAGAUCCAUCGGAGGCUGCUUCUUAUGUGGUGAUAGCAAUUUCUUUGAAAACUACAAAAGUAUGAAUAUCUCUACCCUAUCAUCGUGUCCGACCUCCUUCACAUUUGGUUGUGAUGCUUGUAAUUUUAGCAUUCAUCCCAGUUGUUUGAUAUCUCCACAAGAAGUUGUUCAUUGGUACGACGAACAUGUAUUCAAAUUGACAGAUCCAACUGAUGUUUUCAUUAGUAAUGAUAAUCAAGGUGCAUCAGAAUAUCAUUGUGAAUUUUGUGAAAAGAAAAUAGAUCCAGAAAGAUGGAUGUACCACUGUUUUGAAUGUGACCAGUGUGUUGAUGCUGAUUGUGUGCGAGAGUUGUUCGGUCUAUUUCCAAAUCCUAUCAAGUUUGGCGGACUCUAUGAUUCUCCACGUCAUAAAGAACAUCCCCUAACCUACAUUAUGACUGACAAUGUUUUUUUGUGUAAUUGUUGCAAUAUAACAUUAGUAUUUGGAAUUGGCUUUAAAUGUAUAGAAUGCGAAAUUAUGUUUUGUGAAAUGUGCUUUAUUAAAGGAAUAAUUUUAUUAUAA